Sciurus carolinensis (gray squirrel) is the source of this 1309-nucleotide messenger RNA. It is a transcript of the gene Psmd4, whose product is annotated as proteasome 26S subunit ubiquitin receptor, non-ATPase 4. Gene Ontology annotation, molecular function: polyubiquitin modification-dependent protein binding. Gene Ontology annotation, cellular component: cytosol; proteasome regulatory particle, base subcomplex; nucleus. Lineage: Eukaryota; Metazoa; Chordata; Mammalia; Rodentia; Sciuridae. The transcript is spliced from 11 exons. The record is from RefSeq and is a predicted model, not a curated record. The coding region runs from base 145 to 1242 and encodes 365 amino acids. Gene Ontology annotation, biological process: proteasome-mediated ubiquitin-dependent protein catabolic process.
GGAGGGAGGAAGGUGGCAAGAUGGUGUUGGAGAGUACUAUGGUUUGGGUCUUGCUGAGUUGCCAAGGUUGGCUUCGAACUUGCUGUAUCCUUCUGCCUCAGCCACUUGAGUAGCUAGUAUUACAGUGUGGACAACAGUGAGUAUAUGCGGAAUGGAGACUUCUUACCCACUCGGCUACAGGCCCAACAGGAUGCUGUCAACAUAGUAUGUCACUCAAAGACUCGAAGCAACCCUGAGAACAACGUGGGCCUCAUCACACUGGCCAAUGACUGUGAAGUGCUGACCACACUAACCCCUGACACUGGCCGCAUCCUCUCUAAGCUCCAUACCGUUCAACCCAAGGGCAAGAUCACCUUCUGCACUGGCAUUCGUGUAGCCCAUCUGGCUCUGAAGCACCGACAGGGCAAGAAUCACAAGAUGCGCAUCAUUGCUUUUGUGGGAAGCCCUGUAGAAGACAAUGAGAAGGACCUGGUUAAACUGGCUAAGCGCCUCAAGAAAGAAAAAGUAAAUGUUGACAUUAUCAAUUUUGGGGAAGAGGAGGUGAACACAGAAAAGCUGACGGCCUUUGUAAACACACUGAAUGGCAAAGAUGGAACUGGUUCUCAUCUGGUGACUGUGCCUCCUGGACCCAGCUUGGCUGAUGCUCUCAUCAGUUCUCCAAUUCUGGCUGGUGAAGGUGGUGCCAUGCUGGGUCUUGGUGCUAGUGACUUUGAAUUUGGAGUGGAUCCCAGUGCUGAUCCUGAGCUGGCCCUGGCUCUUCGUGUUUCUAUGGAAGAGCAGCGGCAAAGGCAGGAGGAGGAGGCACGGCGGGCAGCGGCAGCCUCUGCAGCUGAGGCUGGGAUUGCUACAGCUGGGACUGAAGGUGAAAGAGACUCAGAUGAUGCCCUGCUGAAGAUGACCAUCAGCCAGCAGGAGUUUGGCCGCACAGGGCUCCCUGAUCUAAGUAGUAUGACUGAGGAAGAGCAGAUUGCAUAUGCCAUGCAGAUGUCCCUACAGGGAGCAGAGUUUGGCCAGGCAGAAUCAGCCGACCUCGAUGCCAGCUCAGCCAUGGACACAUCUGAACCAACCAAGGAGGAAGAUGAUUAUGACGUGAUGCAGGACCCUGAGUUCCUUCAGAGUGUCCUAGAGAACCUUCCAGGUGUGGAUCCUAAUAAUGAAGCCAUUCGAAAUGCCAUGGGCUCUCUGGCCUCCCAGGCCACCAAGGAUGGCAAGAAGGAUAAGAAGGAGGAGGAUAAGAAGUGAGACUGGAGGGAAAAGGUGGCAGAGCCUGCCCAGGGGACUGCAGGGUGGGGUGGGAUAUAGGGUUAGA